AUGGCCAACCCAAAUCAGUACUUUCUGCUCGCAGACCACAUCAAACUCAGCUUAUUAGAACGACAACGGGCCAUCUCACUUAAUCUCGAACCAACAUCCCAAGAUGGACACAUUUCACGAUCACUAGACUCCUUGCGAGAAGGGCUGGAGAACGUAGCAAGAGAACGGAUCCGACUACAAGACGCAGGAGACUCUGCCGCCAGCACAACACUCCAAGAAACAGAAAUCCAAUUACAAAAACAAUACGAUGAUCUAGCUUCUCAAUUCCGAGGACAUCCUACUUCUACCGCUUCUGCAACUCUCGCUCAUCCCAAUGACCCCGCGCUUUCGGAUGAUUUCGAACAUGCUACCGAUAGACCACCAAACACAUCCUCUUCUUCCUUCCUCAAGAAAUCUCUUCGAGGUGUAUCCGGUGGACCCGUUGCACCUUCACCGAAAUCUGUACGGUUCUCAGAUUCGCCUCUAGUUCAAGAAGAGGAAGAUGCCCGAGCUGCUCUCUUUCCAUAUCGAGAUGAUCCUUCCGGUCCUCCCGAUCAAUCGAAUCUCGAUAACCAGCAGAUUCACGCUUACCAUUCAAGAGUAAUGGCAGAACAGGACGAGGCGUUGGAUAGAUUAGGGGAGUCGAUUGGCAGACAACGGGAACUGAGCAUCCAGAUAGGCGAUGAGCUGGACGAGCAUGUGCAGAUGUUGGACGAAGCAGACCGACAUGUGGACAGACAUCAAUCAAGACUGGAUAAAGCGAGGAAGAAUCUGGGCACAAUAGCUAGGAAGGCCAAGGACAAUAUGCAGAUGACCAUCAUUGUGAUUCUCAUCAUAAUACUGGUUCUUCUGAUCAUAAUCUUGAAGUAG
Mollisia scopiformis is the source of this 849-nucleotide messenger RNA. Its product is annotated as snare-domain-containing protein. The record is from RefSeq and is a predicted model, not a curated record. The coding region runs from base 1 to 849 and encodes 282 amino acids. The transcript is spliced from 2 exons. Gene Ontology annotation, biological process: vesicle fusion; intracellular protein transport. Gene Ontology annotation, cellular component: endomembrane system; SNARE complex. Lineage: Eukaryota; Fungi; Ascomycota; Leotiomycetes; Helotiales; Mollisiaceae. Gene Ontology annotation, molecular function: SNARE binding; SNAP receptor activity.